Messenger RNA from Rangifer tarandus platyrhynchus (Svalbard reindeer), 1041 nucleotides. Lineage: Eukaryota; Metazoa; Chordata; Mammalia; Artiodactyla; Cervidae. The record is from the annotation of a GenBank genome assembly.
AUGGAGCAGUACUGCAUCUUGGGGCGCAUAGGGGAGGGUGCGCACGGCAUCGUCUUCAAAGCCAAGCACGUGGAGACUGGAGAGAUCGUUGCCCUCAAGAAGGUGGCCCUGCGGCGGCUGGAGGAUGGCAUCCCCAACCAGGUCCUGCGGGAGAUCAAGGCCCUGCAGGAGAUCGAAGACAGUCAGUAUGUUGUGCAGCUGAAGGCCGUGUUCCCACAUGGCGCGGGCUUCGUGCUGGCCUUCGAGUUCAUGCUGUCUGAUCUGGCUGAAGUGGUGCGCCACACCCAGAGGCCACUGGCCCAGGCGCAGGUCAAGAGCUACUUACAGAUGCUGCUCAAGGGCGUCGCCUUCUGCCAUGCCAACAACAUUGUGCAUCGGGACCUGAAACCAGCCAACCUGCUUAUCAGUGCCUCAGGCCAGCUCAAGAUAGCGGACUUUGGCCUGGCCCGGGUCUUUUCCCCAGACAGCAACCGCCUCUACACACACCAGGUGGCUACCAGGUGGUACCGAGCUCCCGAGCUCCUGUAUGGUGCCCGCCAGUACGAUCAGGGUGUCGACCUCUGGGCCGUGGGCUGCAUCCUGGGGGAGCUGUUGAACGGGUCCCCCCUUUUCCCAGGAGAGAACGACAUCGAACAGCUUUGCUGUGUGCUUCGAAUCUUGGGCACCCCCAGUCCUCAAGUCUGGCCGGAGAUCACUGAGCUGCCCGACUACAACAAGAUCUCCUUCAAGGAGCAGGCGCCCGUGCCCCUGGAGGAGGUGCUGCCCGACGCCUCUCCCCAGGCCUUGGACCUGCUAGGGCGGUUCCUCCUCUACCCACCACAGCAGCGCAUCUCUGCCUCCCAGGCCCUCCUGCACCACUACUUCUUCACAGCUCCCCUGCCUGUCCACCCCUCGGAGCUGCCGAUCCCCCAGCGUCCAGGGGGACCUGCCCCCAAGGCCCACCCAGGACCUCCCCACGUCCAUGACUUCCACGUGGACCGGCCCCUCGAGGAGUCACUGUUGAACCCGGAGCUGAUUCGGCCUUUCAUCCCGGAGGGCUGA